AUGAGUAGCAAAUUUACUAUUGCAACCCACUUUACAGACAUAAAUGAAGCACUGCAUUUCUUAAUGCCUUUGGAGGUCAAUACCACGGAAGCCACUACGUUGGUAGCGUCUCACGACCAGAUGAUCAAGAAUGAAGGUGCUCAGCAAGUAUUGGGCAUUUCAAGUUCCUUCCAUGCAUUUAAUUCGCCCCAUGGACGUCGUCAACGAACGCGCAGUAGCGAGAGCGAAGAGGAGAGUCGUUUAUCACCGCCAUCGCUUAGCAAUGGACUUCCGUCAAUUGAUGUCGCGGAAUUUCAACUUCGAAGACUUCAAAACGUUUCUGUCAAUUCUGCCGAACACACAAAUGGUGCACAUCAUUCAGACACAACGACUGAAUAUUCUUCUAGGCACCGACGAGCUGCCGUCUCGGUUCUCUCUGCGCACUCUUCCUGUAGCUCCAAGACAGUUGGUCGUAUUAACUAUAAUAUCGAUAAUUCAGAAAUAAAUGGAAGACCUGAAUCCGAUGACACAGCGCUACCCUGUCGCUAUUACGUGGAUGGAAAUGGACAGAUGCGAAUUAAAAAAUUCUGGUGGUGCUACACGAGAAUACGACGCAUCCUUUGGUUUGUUUUUCCAUGCCUUAAACGAGACAGCAACACGUUUUUAAGUGCAAAGAUGUUGGCCAAUACGAUGCUUAUUGUGGCUGUCUAUUUUAUUAGAGGCCUUUUAAAUCAUGCCGUGAUACCGAGUAUACUGACACACAGAGAUGAAAGAGCACAAGAUGAAGCAGAGACACAGUGUUAUAAACAUUCACUUAAGUUUCUAGAUAUGUACGCAUACUCGCUUUUAGCAAGUAUAGUACUUUGUCUGCCUGCGCUAAACUUCAACGCAUGCAGACUAUACCAACCUGUGUCCAGAUCCAGUGUGGAGGAUACUACAACACUAUCACCACGUUCGUCCAUGGAUUCUCCUUCCUCUGCAGUUGUUGACGUCCACAUGGAACAGCAGCGCUUUGAAAAGACUUAUUUAUUUACACUAUGCGAGCUCGUUGUGAUUGUGGAUAUUCCGUACCUUGUCGUUACACUUGUCAUUAUUUUCAAACCAUCGAGAUCUGGAAGUAUUAUUGAAAUGCUUGAUGCAUGCAAUCGUCAACUUACAACGGGAUUUUUUGUGCUGCUCGUAAUGGUGGAACUCGUCGCUGUGUACGCUUAUAUUCUACGAUGGCGACAAAUUCUUCUCUUUCACCGACUUCACCAGCACUUUUUUUUCCAACGUGGAUACGUUUCCGGUCACUCUCGCUUUGAUUAUGUCGAAAAGUCGUUUGCUACCCCGCUAUAUGCAUGGCUACCAGCUCCAUUAUGGGCGUGCUGGCAACGUUGCAAGCAGGAUUCGACUCGAGAGAAUCAAGAUAAUAUAGCACAAGGUAGCACAAAGCAGCGCAUUCAUGCUAUAAAAGUUGCCCUUUACAGUGCUGCCAAACGGGGGGAUGUGGAGAAAGUGCGCACAUUGUUGGAAUCUGCUGUUAGGCUUUCUGGUUCAGAUUUUGCAAGCGAAUGGUAUGAACCGCGCGUGUUAAAUUUUUGUAGCAUUUUUUUGCUUGCUUGUGGGCAGCGUAAUCCCUUACACGUGGCUAUCGCUUUUGACCAGAUUGAAGUUGUCCGUGAACUGCUCGCGAAUGGCCACUUUGACGUCCAGCAACUUGACAAACUAGAACUACUGCGAUUGGAUUGUGGGUGGCUCUAUCGUGUAAUGUUUCGCGUUCUCUUUUUCAUUUUACGCCGUUCAAGUGCUAGUAUUGUUGCAAACGCAUCCCUGGGUGCUGGUGUAGGAAAUGGAGGCGCAGCACCAGGGCUAACUAGCGCUUCCCAUCCAUUCGGACCAGUGGGUCUCUUUCAAGCCACUUUACUUACUCCACUGCAUGUUGCAGUGACAUUAGGCCACGUGGAUCUUACUCUUUUACUGUUGCGCUACGGUGCAAAGCCUAAUGCAUCGGCUGUAUCUACGCAUCCCCGCUUUGCUACCCCGCCGCUGUAUUGGGCUGUAAACAAGGAGUGCACACGGCUGUUGCUUGAUGCUGGUGGAAACCCUCUCGCGUUGCCUGGGGAUGCUAACGGGCUGUUACUUACAGCUUUUGAAGUGGCGCGGAUAGCAGGAAAUGCGGCUGUUGCUCGACAGAUGGAGAAAUAUGGUGGGGAUGUUGCGCUGACUCCUUUGCAUGAUGCUUGUGCUGGCGGACGUUGCGAAGAAGUGGCGUUUUUACUCGAACACGGCGCAGAUCCAGACACUCUUGGCGAACAAGUUUGUGGUUGUUUUCAGCGCACUCCGUUACACUGGGCUGCGAUGCGUGGCCAUGCGAGUAUCAUCAAGCUUCUCAUACGAUAUGGUGCAAAUGUUAACGCUCGCGACGUAUUUGGACGCACACCGCUGGCUUGGGCUUGUGUGCUUAAUCGCACUCGUGCUGUUGAAAUGCUUUUGUCAAACAAUGCUGAUGUAAAUGUGCGCGAUGCUCAGGGUGAUCCACUGCUUUGUAUCUGUGCAGCGGGUGCAUGUGCAUCCAUGAAGCGAGGAGCUAAGACAGUAGCAGGGAAACGUGAAAAUAUUGGAGAGGAUCGCUUGCAGGAGGACGACUGUGAUGGUGGCGAUAAUUACAGUGAUGUAGGCGUCACUUUGAGUGGAUCAAAGGCACUGUCACGUGGGUUUGACCCGCGAAUAUUUCAAUUAUUGCUUGAUCAUGGGGUGCGCUUGCAUGAUUCGCGCACCGUCAAUGGAGACUCGGCGCUUCAUGUAGCGUUACGCCGACAGAACCGAACUGCAGCCGUAUUGUUUGUACGUGCAGGGUUAAGCUUGACUGCGAUGAAUUUUCUUGGCCAACGUGCAAUUGACUGUGCGCAAUCACCGGAUCUUCGAUUUGCUGUGAAGAAAGAGGCAGGUCAUCGCGAUGUAAUGAUAAGCUAUAGCCACGCUCAUGCAUCGCUGGCUUGUCAGAUUCGAGAUGCCCUGGAAUGCCAUCGCGUGACGACAUGGAUCGACACGAUGGGGCCUACGGGUAUCACUGGUGGUGCAGUGUGGCGUCAGGAGAUAGCACGCGGUAUUCAAAGUAGUGCGCUCGUGCUUGCUGUACUGACGAAAGACUAUCCGCAGUCUCAAUGGUGUAUGAAAGAGCUUGCGUUCGCAAAGAUGCAGAAUAUUCCAGUCGUGGCGAUUCAAUGCGAGGACAUGGAAAUUUCCGAGGAACUACAAGUUUACUUGUGGACUCGUCAAGUGAUUGAUUUUAGGCCAGCAGUGAAACAACUCUACGCCAUCAAAUAUAACGAAAAUCAGUCAUAUCCGCCAUCUGAUGAACAGAUCGGUGAAAGCGCCAAGAAAAAGGAGUGCGUGACUAUGCGCAAUAGUUCACACACCGUGGAGGAUAGCGAGUCGCAUGGAGUCUAUAGCGACGAAAUUAAUUCUAUCAACGAAGCGGAUGGCAUCAGGCUUGAACCAGACAGCAACGAUAAUGUCUUUAGUCAUUGCCUGCGAAUGCUCUUGGAUGGCAUUCAAGAUCAGAUUGAAGAGCACCGAGCUCGACUAGCUCGGCGUCAGGCGCAACAGCAGCAGGUUCAGCUUCCUAGGCAUGAGAUGGACGAUCGAGCUGGCGAAAAUGCGUCUCAUUGUGAGAGUUUUUGCGAUGAUAGCGAGUGCUCCCGCGUAGAAGACAAAAGAUUAUGUGAAACAUCUUCUGUUUGUGGAAACCUUGGUGAAUGUGAAGAUGCCGAAACGAUCAACUUUCCGGAAGAUAUCCUCACUGUACCACUUUCCCGUCCCUUUCGUAGGAUCGAGUCGCUUGUAGCCCUUACGACCGCUGAUUCGUUCGUAUUUAUCGCACACGGAGAUUAUCAUCGUUCUUUCUGCCUGCGUCUACGAAAGUCUUUAUUGAAGCAAGGUGUUCGUUGUGUUGUGGACCAGUCGGCGCUUUCAGUACGAUACGCGCAUCAGUCUCAAGAGUACGCGGCUACUGACUUGACAAGUGAAGAUAUUGGAUCAGAUGUCAAUGAACGUGAUCAACGUCUUUCCGUUCAGACUCGCCAACUCGCUGCAAAAGAUGCCAUCAUUGCUUGCUCUGCUGUCUUGGUCAUUCUGUCACGUUUAACAGUGAAUUGUGAUCUGCUGGCUGACCAACUAGCAUUUGCGGAAGAUCGUGGCAAACUACUAGUUCCGAUCCUUCUGUCGAUGGACAAGGUUGACUUAGCGAAACGCUAUACCUUUUCACGUAGCAUGGUGCACCAUUUUAACAUUUCAUUGGGCUAUGAACAAAGUGUGGAGCAACUUACGAAGCAUUUAAAAAUACAGCAAAGUAAUAAAGCGCGGCAACAGCGCCAUCAACGUCGUGAGCACAGUGAUCAAAAUUUGUUUUCGAGGAUGACAGUGCUGUCUCCAGUUUCAGCCUCCUCUCCGGCACAACGGUCCUCGUCUUUAGACAGCUACACGGAGGUGAUGGAAUUGCCGUCACCGUAUGAGGAUAACAUGCUUUCAACUGACGCUUCCCUUCUACUACCUCCUUUGCCCGUGACAACUAUCAUGACUUCGUUUCAAGGAGAGAGAACGCCAAAAGGGAGCUCGGGUGGCCAUGGAUUGAGUGACUCAGAUAUCGCAAGACGCGACAAAUCACGGUCUGGUAGCUCAAAUGUAAGCACUAGAAGUAGAGAAAGCAGUUUGCGAUUGACUGGAUCAUCACAACAUCGACACAGCACUCGAAGUAUCUCUGAGGACAUUGUAUGA
Plasmopara halstedii is the source of this 4737-nucleotide messenger RNA. Its product is annotated as Ankyrin. The coding region runs from base 1 to 4737 and encodes 1578 amino acids. Gene Ontology annotation, biological process: signal transduction. The transcript has a single exon. The record is from RefSeq and is a predicted model, not a curated record. Gene Ontology annotation, molecular function: protein binding. Lineage: Eukaryota; Oomycota; Peronosporomycetes; Peronosporales; Peronosporaceae.